Messenger RNA from Thamnophis elegans (Western terrestrial garter snake), 1315 nucleotides. Its product is annotated as galectin-4-like. Gene Ontology annotation, molecular function: carbohydrate binding. The record is from RefSeq and is a predicted model, not a curated record. Bases 250 to 1191 code for a protein of 313 amino acids. NCBI's taxonomy places the organism in Eukaryota, Metazoa, Chordata, Lepidosauria, Squamata, Natricidae. The transcript has 9 exons.
CAUAGCAUCUAACUCCAUACAGUCCUUUCUCCCUCCCAUUGCGGGAAAGGUCCAUGAGAUUUUUCCUGCCUCGCCCUGGAUACGCAGAGCUACCAAAGCAGUGGCCUCUUAUUUGUUGGGAGAGGUGGACUGGGUGCCACCUCCCUUGUGCUCCACCCAUUCUUCCUUCUUUUAUAAAAGCAAUAGAUUCGGUUGCUUCGCUUCUUAUUUGGGCAUUGAUCUGGACCAGCGCCUUCAAACAGGAUCAGCAUGACUUACUUCCCAGCACCCGGAUACAUGCCUACUUAUAACCCGAAACUCCCUUACCAUCAACCUGUCCCUGGUGGACUCCGUCCAGGGAUGUCCGUAUAUGUGCAAGGCACGGUGCCGAAACAUACCAACAGAUUCCGGCUGAACCUUGCCUGCAGCCAGCAUGAGGGGACUGACAUUCCCUUCCACUUCAACCCUCGCUUUGAUGGGAAGGACAAAAUUGUGCUCAACACCCGUCAGGGCGGCAAGUGGGGACACGAAGAGAUUCACAAGAUGCCCUUCCGGAAGGGCGAGCAUUUCGAAGUCAUCUUCGUUGUCAAUGAUGCCGGAUACCAGAUCGUGGUGAACGGGAACCCGUUCUGCAGCUACGGGCACAGAAUGCCCCCGCAAAGCGUGCAGGUCGUGAGCGCUGAGGGAGACCUGGAGCUGCAGUCUCUCACCGUGUUAGGAGGACCGAUGAUGGGGAACAUGGGCACGAUGCCAAAUCCUGGAUGUGGGGCACCGCAAAAUCUUCCCAUGAUGCAAUCCCCUGCCCUCUAUCACCCUACGGUGCCCUACACAGGCAACAUCUCUGGGGGUCUGGGAGCCAAGAGGACCAUUGUCGUACGAGGCUCUGUUCCGAUGAACUUCAACAGGUUCUGCAUCAAUCUUAAGGCUGGCCAGGAUAUCGCUCUGCACAUCAAUCCACGCAUGCAAGAGCAAACUGUCGUGCGCAACAGUUUUCUGAAUGGCAGCUGGGGUCCUGAGGAAAGGGAUGUGCCCUUUAACCCUUUCCAACCUGGACAGUACUUUGAGCUCUCUAUCCGUUGCGGCAACCACCGAUUCAAGGUUUAUGUCAACGGCCAGCCUUUCUUCAACUAUGCCCAUCGUUACCACAAUUUCCCACAGAUCAACACCCUGCAUAUCGAUGGAGACGUGGUCCUUUCUUAUAUCCAAUGUUAAGCAUGGGGAGGGGGUGGAGAGGGCAGCGCUGGCAGAGACCCUCCAUUUCUCUCUCUCUCUUGAGGUCUGCCAGGCGAUUCCCGAGUCCUGCUGGAUUGAUAUAUUCCACAUAAAGAUUUUAAUA